AUGGCCGGCACGCCGCCGGCCCAACUCGCGCCCCCGUCCGAAGGCAUCUUCCGCACCUUUGAAGACCUCAUGGCGUCCGUCCAGCACGCCGCCAAGGACCAGGGCUACGGCAUCGUCAAGCUGCGCGCCUCCAACUACCGCGACGGCAAGCCUACCCGAUACGACCUCGUCUGCGACCGCGGCGGCGUCAAGUACAACAGCACGGCCAAGAAGCGCAACCCCUCGACGCGCAAGAUCGACUGUCCCUUUCGCGCGAAAGCGGUAUGCGAGGUGCAGCUCGGUAACCAAUGGCGCUUUGCGCUGCAAGAAGCCCGUCACAAUCACGAGCCUCGCCAACCCAACGGGCCCCAGACCACAGAGAGUGCACCCACCGCGACGUUCAUCCGCUCCUUUACAAACAAGAUUGAUCGCCUGAGCCACGACAUGAUGAAUGGGCUGGGCCGGAUCGAGCAGCGACUGGACAUGAUUGAGAAGCGCAUGGAGCACCUCGAGGCGCGCUCGGGAAGCUACGAGCCACGCUUCCAGAAUCUGGAGCAACGCAUGCAUCAAAUAGAGGGCCCGCGCAUGGAUGGCUUGCCCAUGGACGACGUGGUGGAGCAGCGCUUGCUGGCCUCGCAGGUGAUGUAG
This is a messenger RNA of Emericellopsis atlantica, 627 nucleotides long. RefSeq lists its product as uncharacterized. The coding region runs from base 1 to 627 and encodes 208 amino acids. The transcript has a single exon. The record is from RefSeq and is a predicted model, not a curated record. Lineage: Eukaryota; Fungi; Ascomycota; Sordariomycetes; Hypocreales; Bionectriaceae.